UCAGCUGUCAAGAGAAAAAAAGAAUCCGAAAUCAAAAUCCGUAAUCCAGUGUCAAUGUCCAAGCGGAGCCACCAUCAUUUGACGGAACUCGGCUGCAUCGCCUGCGAAGAUUUGACGGAGUUCGGUGCCGGAAAGGAAGGUUGGUUAGCCCCUGAUGCCGGCACCACCGUCCUCUGCGCUCUCGACGCCCAUUCUCUCGCAAUCGCUAACCGAUCUGUUGUUCUCAUCAUCGGCUGGUCCGACUCGGACGAACCUCGGGUUAAGAUCCGACCCGAACUGUCACCUAUCGAGGCAGAGCGCAUCACGGCCAUCGAGUGGCUGGUUUUCGAUGAUAUUAAAGUGAUUGCAAUCGGAACCUCCAGAGGAUUCCUUUUGAUGUACUCUUUGCGUGGUGAUUUGAUUCAUAGACAGAUGGUAUAUCACGGACAAAUCAUAAAGCUAAGAGUUCGGGGAACUAAGAAAGAUCUGAUGCAAGAUAUAUCUUCAGAGGAUGUUUGUGUUGUCAUGCCUGGUGUAAUCGCUCGUUUUGAUGGGUCUGAUAUACGGAGUAUGCUUCAAAGGUGGUUUCAAGAAACUCAUUCUCGUUUUUGGGAUGAGAAAUCAAAUAAAGAUUUAGAGGAUGACGGAAACUCUGACAACAGAUUGCCUUACCAGAUAUGGAAUGUUAAUAAGUAUGGGUCAUGUGUUGAUGCAGCAAUCACUGGCAUAAUGCCGCCUCCACUCAUGGAACUCCAGUCAAGUCAACGUUACUAUUGUGCUGUCACCAUUGGAGAUGAUGCUGUGAUCUCUGCUUUCAGACUUUCAGAAGAUAGGAAACGUUCCUUGGUAGGAGUUAUUUUGUCAAAAGUUAUGCCUGUCACAUUUUCCACUAUUGCUUCUUUUUCCAAAAUGAUAUGGCGGAGUGAACCAACACCAACCAGUAAACCAGAAGAGAAGCUUCAGUCAUUUGCUCGAGCUUCUUCAUUGACAUGUUUGAAGGACUACCCAAGAAAGGGUGAAAAGCUGACCUUAUCACCCAGUGGCACUUUGGCUGCUAUCACGGAUUCACUUGGUCGUAUAUUACUCUUAGAUACUCAGGCACUUGUAGUAGUGCGAAUUUGGAAGGGAUAUCGUGAUGCAAACUGCUUUUUCAUGGAAAUGUUAGUGAAUAGAGAUGAUAAACGUGCAAGUUCCUCUUACCAUGUACCAGGAAAGAGUGACUAUUGCCUCUGUUUAGCCAUUCAUGCGCCCCGAAAAGGAAUUAUUGAGGUAUGGGGUGCAUAAGGGCUACACGCAAAAAGCCAGUGUGAACCCUCGCCUAUGGGUGGCUGCAACUUGUAUAUAUAUUAUUAAGGUUUUUUACUAAGCUAGUGUGCCUUACCAUCACGCCCGACACUUCUUCCUUAUCUAAUACCAACAAUGGUAAGACACACUGCACUCCUAAGGGAGAAUGCAGGUUCGAACUUUGGAGACGAUAUUGUUGGGGUGGGUCACCACGAACACCAAAUAUCUGUAAAACGGAUAUGGAGAAUAUACAAAAAAAAAAAAAAAAAAACCCUUAACUGAUGAUGUGUUGUAAGGGGCCAAAUUUUUUCUGUGGAGAGGGAGGGAAGAUUAAGUUAUAUUUUUAUGAGAGCUAAAAUGCAAUUUCACCAUUGCAUUGGCAUAUAUCUUUAGUUUUUAGGACUAAAUCAAAAAUUUAUCAUUUUGGGGGGCCAGGGCCCAUCUACCCCCCCUUACCUUUGCCUGUGUGUUGUUGUGUAACUUUUUAUUAUUAUCUCUUAAUCAAUAAUAGAACAAUUCCAAUAGUUUUAUCCAAUAAAUUAAUAAGAAUCAUAAGAAAUUUCAUAACUUUUCUAGGUGUUCCCCAAAAUGAUGUUCACCCACAUUUUCACAAUAUAUCCUAAUAAUUUCAUUAGAAAUAAAAAAAGAGCUUUCACUUACUUUUUCUUUCAAUUGUAAGACCAAAAACCAUUCUCUAUCAUUCCUCUUCUCUUUAGAGCUUCUCCACUUUCUCUCAAUUUUUUUUUUCCUUCUUGCAUGCUUUAUAAGAAAUUGAUGGCAACUUUGAUUUUUAUUUCCUUAGGUUUCCAUUUUUUUUAACCCUAGUGUGUUUUUUACUCAUGGGCUUUAGUCAAAACUCUUACUAAAACAAUUGGCCGUGCUGUUAUGAUUCGAUCGAGUAAUUACAUAUUUCAAGUAGAAAUAAUUGCGUGAAUGGAUUGAUGUAUUACUCUAAAACUUGAUUCACUCUUAAAGGAAACAUCUUAAUUUUAUCUUCUCAUGAGUGAAUUGAUGUUACUAAUAUUUACUCUAUCAAGAUAUAUGAAUUUGACUGAUUUUUGGCUUUGCUGUUCUGAUUUUGAGUUGUAUUGGGGACUGAAAACUAGACAACAUUUGGAUGGUUUUCUUUAUAAAUGCAGCUUUUAGAUCUUCAUAUGCAAUUACCGUUAUGCACUUGAUAAUAUCAAUUUCUUGUGUCAAGUGGUUGAGUAUCUGAACGUGCACAGGUGUGGCAGAUGAGAACCGGACCACGUGUCUUAGCUAUCCAGUGUGCUAAAGGAUGCAGAUUGUUACAGCCAACAUACAGGUUUGGAUCAUUAUCAGACUCUCCUUAUGUUCCUCUCGAAGUGUUUUUGUUGAAUGGAGACUCAGGUCAGUUGUCAGUGCUGAA
Gossypium raimondii (Peruvian cotton) is the source of this 2653-nucleotide messenger RNA. RefSeq lists its product as uncharacterized. Lineage: Eukaryota; Viridiplantae; Streptophyta; Magnoliopsida; Malvales; Malvaceae. The transcript is spliced from 8 exons. Gene Ontology annotation, biological process: regulation of GTPase activity. Bases 55 to 1263 code for a protein of 402 amino acids. The record is from RefSeq and is a predicted model, not a curated record.